This is a messenger RNA of Orussus abietinus, 5173 nucleotides long. It is a transcript of the gene Nrx-IV, whose product is annotated as neurexin-4. NCBI's taxonomy places the organism in Eukaryota, Metazoa, Arthropoda, Insecta, Hymenoptera, Orussidae. Bases 144 to 3947 code for a protein of 1267 amino acids. The record is from RefSeq and is a predicted model, not a curated record. The transcript has 11 exons.
CCUGUGGUUGGUCGGUUUUCAGGGGUUAAGUUGUUGGGUACCGUCAGAAUCACGGUUCGUUAGCCGUUCGUACGUAAGAGGAGCGAGAGUUCUAGCGUCGUAUCGGAGUGGGUGUAACCGAAACUUCUCAGGGCAAUGUUACGAUGAAGGCCCGCGAGUGUUUAGCAUUUUUACUCGCGGUGAUCGUCUCACCCAUCGCCAAAGCUUAUGAUUAUGAAUGCAACUUGCCGUUAUUGGAUAAAGCCGAGCUAAAAGCCACGACGUCGUUGCCAGAAAGAGGGCCAGAAAAUGCUAGACUUAAUGGGGAUUCCGCGUGGUCACCGGAGGUUAGCAGUUACGAUCAACACCUCACUAUGGAGCUGGGCGACCGAUACGAGAUACGCAGCGUUGCAACUCGAGGGCGUGCACAUACUAACGAAUACGUGACAGAAUAUAUCGUCCAGUAUUCCGAUGACGGGCAAGCCUGGACCAGUUAUGAGAGCCAGGACGGCGCGGACGAGAUGUUCAAAGGCAACGUAAAUGGCGACACGAUCAAGCUAAACAAGUUCGAAGUACCUAUCAUUGCUCAGUGGGUCAGAAUAAAUCCAACUCGAUGGCGUGAUAGGAUAUCACUAAGGAUCGAGCUGUACGGAUGCGAUUACGUGUCGGAUGUCCUUGCAUUUAAUGGGUCGUCUCUUGUGCGAUGGGAUCUUCUUCGAGAGCCGAUCGAAACGGAUCGACAUUCCAUUCGAUUUCGCUUCAAGACCAAUCACGCCGAUGGGGUACUCGUGUACUCCCGUGGGACGCAAGGAGACUUCCUGGCUCUACAAUUGCGAGAUAACAGAAUGCUUUUAAACAUCGAUCUAGGGUCAGGAGUCAUGACCAGUUUAUCCGUGGGGAGUCUUUUGGAUGAUAACAUGUGGCAUGACGUCGUCAUUUCGAGGAAUAGAAAAAAUAUCGCCUUCUCGGUCGACAGAGUCUUGAUCAAGGGAAGGAUCAAAGGGGAAUUUCAUCGAUUAGAUCUAAACAGAGCUCUUUAUAUCGGUGGCGUGCCGAAUAAGCAGGAAGGUCUGGUAGUGAUCCAGAAUUUCACGGGAUGCGUAGAAAAUUUCUACCUGAAUGCAACGAGCUUAAUUCGCGACUUGAAAGAAAUUGAGAUCACGGGCGAAAAUCUUCGUUACCACAAAGUCAACACGAUAUACAGUUGUCCCGAGCCUCCCAUCAUUCCCGUGACAUUUUUGACGCCUGGAUCUUACGCUCGGCUUAAGGGUUACGAAGGUGUUCCGUCGAUGAACGUCUCGCUGUCAUUUCGAAGUUACGAAGACCGAGGGCUGAUUCUGUUUCAUCAAUUCACUUCUCCAGGAUAUGUUAAGUUGUUUCUUGAAGAGGGUAACUUAAAGGUAGAGAUCCAAACUCAGGACAAUCCGAAGGCCAUUCUGAACAAUUUUGGCGAAAAGUUCAACGAUGGCAAAUGGCAUCAAGUCGUAUUGACCAUCUCCAAAAACAGUCUUUCGUUGACGGUGGACGGUCAACUAACGAGGACCGAACGUCUCCUGGAAAUGACGACGGGAGCGGUUUAUUUUAUCGGAGGAGGCGUUAUUGGUCAAGCGAACAAUCGAGGCUUCGUUGGUUGCAUGAGAAUGAUCAGCAUCGACAGUAAUUACAAGUUGCCAACGGAUUGGAAAGAGGAAGAAUACUGUUGCAAGAACGAGGUAGUAUUCGAUGCCUGUCAAAUGAUAGAUCGAUGCAAUCCUAAUCCCUGCAAGCAUUCCGGAGUGUGUCAUCAAAAUUCAGAUGAGUUUUUCUGCGAUUGCUCCAACACGGGAUACACGGGAGCCGUCUGCCACACGUCUUUGAAUCCCUUGUCUUGCGAGGCGUACAAGAACAUCAAUUCCGUAAACCAAAGGGCGGAGGUGACCAUCGACGUCGACGGGAGCGGCCCUCUCGCUCCUUUUCCCGUGUCCUGUGAAUUCUUCGCCGAUGGGAGAGUUUUAACCGUACUUCGUCACAGCAACGAAUUGUCCACUCCCGUGGAUGGUUUUGAGGAGCCUGGCAGUUUCGUUCAAGACAUUAACUAUGACGCCGAUCUGGACCAAAUAGAAGCGUUGUUGAACCGAUCCACCACUUGCAGACAGAGGAUCAAUUACGCUUGCAAACAUUCGAAACUCUUCAACACUCCGGUGCAACCGAACCAGCCGUUUAGACCAAACUCCUGGUGGGUCAGCAGGCACAAUCAGAAGAUGGAUUACUGGGGAGGUGCUUUACCCGGGUCUCGGAAAUGCGAGUGCGGCAUGCUCGGUAGCUGCGGCGAUCCCACGAAGUGGUGUAACUGCGACUCCAAUUUGGAAGGGUGGCUGGAAGACGGUGGUGACAUUACGGAGAAAGAGUACCUUCCCGUAAAGCAGCUGCGCUUUGGCGACACCGGAACGCCGCUCGACGAGAAGGAGGGUCGAUACACGCUCGGCCCUCUGAUAUGCGAGGGAGAUGAUCUCUUCAAGAACGUCGUAACCUUCCGCAUCGUCGACGCCACCAUCAACCUACCUACCUUCGACAUUGGACACAGCGGGGAUAUUUACUUCGAGUUUAAGACGACCAUCGAAAACGCAGUUAUGAUCCACAGCAAAGGUCCUACCGACUACAUCAAGGUGUCCAUCAACAGCGGCAAUCAAAUACACUUCCAGUAUCAGGCCGGAGGUGGGCCCUUGACCGUGGGUGUGCAAACCUCGUACAGUCUUGCCGAUAACAGGUGGCACUCGGUCUCCGUCGAGAGGAAUCGCAAGGAGGCGAGGAUCGUCGUAGACGGGGCCUUGAAGAACGAGGUCAGGGAACCACCGGGACCGGUGCGAGCUCUUCACCUCACUUCUGACUUCGUGGUCGGUGCCACCACCGAUUACAGGGACGGAUACGUAGGUUGCAUCAGGGCUCUGCUCCUUAACGGGCAGCUGCAGGAUCUAAGGAGUCCCGUCAGAAGGGGGCUCUACGGGGUCAGCGAGGGCUGCGAGGGCAGGUGCGAGAGCAGUCCUUGCUUGAACAACGGUACUUGCCACGAGAGAUACGACGGGUAUUGGUGCGACUGCCGAUGGACAGCCUUCAAGGGCCCGAUUUGCGCCGAUGAAAUCGGCGUGAACCUCCGGUCAAGCUCGAUGAUCAGGUACGACUUUAUGGGCAGCUGGCGGUCGACGCUCUCCGAGAAGAUUCGCGUGGGAUUCACGACGACCAAUCCGAAGGGCUUCCUCUUGGGCUUGUUUUCCAACAUCUCUGGCGAGUAUCUGACCAUCAUGGUGUCCAACAGUGGCCACUUGAGGGUCACCUUUGACUUUGGCUUCGAAAGGCAAGAAGUGAUAUUCCCGGGGAAGCACUUUGGCCUGGGCCAGUAUCACGACGUUAGGUUCAGCAGGAAGAACGCGGGCUCGACGCUGGUUCUACAAGUCGACAAUUACGAGCCCAGUGAAUUUCAUUUUAACAUCAAGACCUCGGCCGACGCGCAGUUCAACAAUAUCCAGUACAUGUACAUCGGGAAGAACGAAUCCAUGACCGAAGGAUUCAUCGGCUGCGUCUCCAGGGUAGAGUUUGACGACAUUUACCCACUGAAAUUGCUCUUCCAAGAAAACGGGCCAGGGAACGUGCGCUCGCUGGGCACUCCCUUGCACGAGGACUUUUGCGGGGUGGAGCCGAUCACUCAUCCUCCGAAUAUCGUCGAAACAAGACCUCCGCCCGAUGUCGACGAGGACAAGGUUAGGGCCGCGUACAACGAAACGGACACUGCGAUAUUGGGCAGUGUCUUGGCGGUGAUACUGAUAGCGUUGGUAGUGAUGGCCGUGCUCAUCGGGAGAUACAUGUCCAGACACAAGGGCGAGUAUCUCACCCAAGAAGACAAAGGUGCAGAGAUCGCCCUCGAUCCGGACUCGGCGGUCGUUCACUCCGCCACGGGACAUCAGGUUCAAAAGAAGAAAGAAUGGUUUAUCUAGAGAGGAACUUCCGAGUGUAGGAGAUACUUACAGGUAAGAGGUGCGCGAACGAAGAAACUUAUUGUCUCGAUUAGACUCGAGUACCCGAAAGACAUUCAAGGAAAGGCAGAUUAACGUCUAGUUUGACCGAAAGGGGUUGUCGAUUAUAUAGUAAAUAACAUUUAUUUUACUAUACCCUGUUGCUCCCGCCGUAUAAUCGAAUUCUGCAAGCAACUUCUUGGAAACUGCGAGUCGUACGUUGUUGAAUGUCUUAUCAUUUUAUGUCAAAUGGACUCCUGUCUAAAAAAGAAAAGAUAAAUGUUCACUUAUAUCUUAGACCACAGCGAAGUGUUUCCACUGUAGGAUCAUCAUUAGACGAGUUAUUCUUUGCUUAGUGAACUUUGCCUGCCGUUGCGUCGACAAGGCGAUGUGACCAUGUCCGCUGUGCGAGACUGGGGGGUCAAGGAGAAGUUAAUAUAAAGCGAAUAAUUUCAUCAUAGUUUACCCAAGACGGUCACGUAGCUCCGUAGUAAUCAUCUAAAUUCCUCUAAUUUACCACGUCGGUUUUUUAUUUAGGUCGUUAGAACUGCGCAGAGUACGUACUUCUAUCUACGAAAACUAAACCCCAUCCAAAGACAUCGCGGUUGUCGUUUUAUUUUUUUUUUUCCUGCUAAUCAAAAAGAUUUUACUAUUUAUACGAAUAUAUUCUCAAUUAAAGCUUCGACGUUGACUUUUCAUAUCGUGAUGCUACUGGAUUAAGAACAUUUGCUAAUGUACAAAGGUAUCUGUUUUGAUACAGAUUUAUCCCUCUUAACGCGUCGAAAGUCUGCUUCUAAUUCUAAUCUGUUUGUCUCUGUAGUAUUCAGUAUUAGUUGUAAUGUUUACCGUCCAAAGUGCAUUUUGCAUUCUUACCGUCUGUUUUUUAUUUUCUAAUUAGUUUUAUUUUGUUUUACUUCGUUUUGCAGGAUUUAAGUUUAACAUUAGCUUCGCGGUUAAGCGUAAUCCCAUGAGAGUAAACGUAUUUUAGAUGAGAGUCUAAAGCUAUUGAUAGUUGUAAAAACGCAUUCGACGAGACAAUUUACGUCGAGGUAGAGGCGUCGCUGGUUGCCAGCAAUUGUAUGUACAUACAUCACUUUUAUAUGGAAACAUUUACUAUUUUUUACCAUUCUACUGUGUUUGUGGUCCGAUAUAGUGCGAUGUUAAUUCAGGAUUAUACAAAUAAACGUGUACAGAAUUGAUAUGCUCAA